Molecule: messenger RNA, 1443 nt
Organism: Trypanosoma cruzi
Lineage: Eukaryota; Euglenozoa; Kinetoplastea; Trypanosomatida; Trypanosomatidae
Exons: 1
Coding region: 1-1443 (480 amino acids)
Source: RefSeq, a predicted model, not a curated record
AUGCCAUUUGCCUGGCAGACAACGCAAUGUGGCUCCGCUCUUGGACAAAUGUGGGGACUUUUACUUGUCCUUUGUGCUGCUUCCUCUUUUCCCGUGAGACACGCCGCACACCCAACGCCCACACACCGUCGUUCCUGCUUGCGUAUCUCCUGCGGGCUCGGCAACUCUUCGCGGGCGCGUGCCCUCCACGAGGAACGCGCACCCAUUCCCGGUUCCCGGAACUGUAGUUACAUCCACCGGAGCCUGGGGGCUACACUGUUCUCCUCCCUCCCCUUUUGUGUGCGUGUGGGGUGCUGGGUGCUGCUUCACGACCGUGUGUGUGUGUGUCACUGUAGUGCGGCACAUUUAUUUCUCUCUUGUUGUUGUUGUUGUUGUCCUUGCCCCACUGUGUGGAUUGUCUCACACACUCGAGCGACUCUACGACGAAUGAUGAUGGUGACUGUGCGGCGCUGCGUGGCGUGCGACCUGCUGGUCCUUGCGCUCUUGUGCUGCUGCUGCUUGUCCGUCUGCAGGGCUACUGCUUCGGGCGUGCGAUCUACCGUCGCGUCGACAAUAAUAUUGGUGGAGGUAGAAGUGUUGAGUGCGGAGACUGACGGUAAGUUGCGUUGGCGUCUUCCCGGCGAGGAGGACUGGCGAAAGUGUGCGAAGAAGCCCGGAAGAACCCCGGAAAGCGGUGACGACUGUACACGGCUAUGCGAUGAGGCUUGGGGCAUCUACGACGAUCCGGACAUUAAUGAAAUGUGCAUUUUUGGCAGUGAUCCGAAUAAUGCUGCGUUCCAGAUGAAAUUUGAGACGCACGGAGAUCUAAAAAACUGCAGUUUGGGGGAGGCACCGAACACUGAUAGGGUGACCGCUGGGGGUGCGCAACACCUGGCUGGAGCAGCACCCCCGGUGGCCUCAACAGCACCAGCGGUCUCAGCAGACGGUGUUCGCCAGGCAGAGAGCGGCGCCGAAGGUUCGCCGGGGGACUCAGCUGAGGCACCAAGGAAUAAAUUGCCUGACCCAACAGCCAAACGCCGCCCUGAUCCAACGACGAGCGAAACCGUCACCGCCAGCCCGCUGACAUCCACAGAAGGGGCAAUUCAAAGCCGGCAACGUGACGACGAGAGUGUCGUGACUAAAGGAGUUCACGGAGGAGGAGAAACACCGGGGAACUUGCAGGACGCAACGCCACCCACUGGUGACGCGAACCAACACGUGGCAUCAGCACCCGAAGCUUCCAGUCAUUCGCCCUCUUCUCCAUCCAGCGACGACGCAGCCCAAGAAACUUCCCACAAUGAUAAUGCGCCCCAACCGAUCACAGACGGAGGCACAAACGGUACCGCCACUGCGAUGCAGGGCCCCGGCGGUGCUGACAGCAGCGACACCACCACUGUGUGGGUGCGCACGCCUCUGCUGCCGCUGCUGCUCGUCACCGCCCUUGUCUGUGCUGCUGUGCGGUGA